This is a messenger RNA of Oryza sativa Japonica Group (Japanese rice), 2217 nucleotides long. RefSeq lists its product as uncharacterized. The record is from RefSeq and is a predicted model, not a curated record. NCBI's taxonomy places the organism in Eukaryota, Viridiplantae, Streptophyta, Magnoliopsida, Poales, Poaceae.
UCCUCCAUUCACUUCUCCCUCCCCUCCCCCCUCUCACUUCCCCCUCCCCGCCGCCGCCGCCGCCGCCACCGCCGCCGCAAUCGCUGGCGCGGCGGCCCGCCGUUUCACCCCCACAGCCCCGCUCGCCCCGGGAAGCCACCGCAGCCGCCGUACGUGGCGAGGGGGGGGAGGCCUCCGCCCUCCAGCACCUCCACCGCCGUGAGCCCCCCACGCCCAGAUCCGCCGUCCACGACUGGGGGGGCGCUCCGCUUGGCCACCGGGCUGGAGCUUCGCUGGUAUCCCCUCUCGUUCGCUUGGUUAGGUGCCUUGAGGUGUUUGUUCUUGCAAGGGAGUUCUGCGAACAAGCUUAUGGCUCGUCGAUUACUUACGGCUACGAAAGGUUAAUUUGAUGGUGGAGUAACAGAUAGCCAGAAGGGCACCUCCCGUUGGUUGAAUUUUACGCAGCAAGAGAAUCUGGAGAUUGUUACUGGGAUGUAGAGGCUGCUCAGAGUUUUUCUGGAUUAGAGGUUUUUUUUGUCAGCGAUGGGGUCAUUGUGCUGCGUCGCGUCGAGGCCCCAUGGGGCCAGCACGGCUAGCCGGGAGUGGUCCUCGAUUGGGCGGAGCGAUCCGCUCUGGCGGACUAACGCUGGCUUUUCGCCGCCGCUGUCGAGGAGGUGGGAGUACCGCAUCAAUUCUGAGGGGCUGUCGUAUGGCUCCCAGGGUGACAGCGGGGCUGCUGCGCACUACGGUUCGUCGCUAUCCUCGAAUAGUAAAGAGCCUAGUAGGAGCUGGGAGAGGAGUGAUGUUCCACCGGAUCAUCAUCGUUACUCCACCUCGGAAGGUGCCAUUUCGUAUUUUAACAGUCCGGAUGUUACCUUCCAGAACCACCAUAUUAUGCUUCCUAUGCUGCAGGAUUCUGGCAUUGAUGAAUACAUGCGAGCACUGUUAUCUGUUGACAAUGCAUUGAUACUUGGAAUUUUAAUAUUGUCAAGCAUGGUGGCAAGUGGCAACUCAACAUUGUUUCAUUUCUCGGUGGCUGAGCCAAUUGGUGCAUUGUUAUUGUCAGAGGGGAUAUCUGGACAGCAAAACAGUGGUGGUUCCACUUCCUCUCGCUCUGAUGGAAGUGAAUAUGAUAUUGUACCAAAAUCAUAUUCCUCUACCCCACGCAACUUCCCAAGUCGUCGAUCAUUCCUGUCAAAGCCAAUCCAUCCGCUCUCGUUUCCAGAGCAUGCACUAGAAGGGCAAGAAACUGAUAGCCCUGUUGCCAAUGCAAGCACCAGCAGUCCUAUGCCCUCGGAGUUCAAGGCAAUAGGGGAGAUCCGCCCGUCAGGUCUGAUGGACUACGCCUACGCCAGUGGCAGUCAUGGGGAGUCAGCAAACUGGAGUGCCGCAAGUAGCAUGGAUCUUACCGAUUUAUCAGAACGACAUGAUGCUGAACGCUCUGGACCACUGCGUUCCAAUAACAUAAUGGAUAGAACAAGGUGCGACCUUUGCGAGAGGCUCUUGUCCAAGAGAUCGCCCUGGGGCUCCCGCCGAAUCGUCCGUACUGGAGAUCUGCCUGUUGCUGGUGUGCUUCCCUGCUGCCAUGUCUACCAUGCCGAGUGCUUGGAGCGAACCACUCCCAAGGGGCAGAAGCAUGACCCUCCUUGCCCUGCCUGCGAUAGGCUGUCCGGCAAAGACACCGAGCAGUGGUCGAUCUGCAGGCUAAGAAACGGAUUCCCGAGGCUAAGGUCACUUGGGGAAGGCCCUUCCAGGGUCUGGAGCUGUGCCCAAGCUGGAGACUGCGUGGCUGGCGCUGUCCAGAUACCAAGAGCAAGCAGCAUCUCUCUGCUGAGCCGGAGUGGCCACAAGAGGCAUCAUGCUGCUUCCAAGGGAGAAUCCGGCAAAGACUGGGCUGAGACAUCAUCAUCAUCAAGAACUGCCUGCAUGUAGCGUUGUAGCUUAGCUCAACGCAUGUUUGCUUUGCUAAACCUGAUGAUCGAUUUACCUUGCAUUGCAUUGCAUUGUCUCUUGUUGAUGUGGAUGCAAAAAGGCUUGAUGUGUAUCAGAUGCAGAUGUUGCCAUGGGAUUAAAGUUAACUGGUCCGGCUAGGAGAAAUGACAUAGAUGUGCCUAUGUAGCUGAUGACUGAAAUUUACCCCCCACCCCCCUUAUUUUAUAUACCAAAUAUGAGGGCUGUAACCUUGUUCAUAAAGGUUGUCGAUCUUUACAUAUCCAUUAAAUUCUUUGUGACAUUCCA